ACAGAAGCUGCUGUGUAUGUGCCCAGUGGAUUUCCAUGGGGUUUUCCAGCUAGAUGAGCGCCGCAGGGAUGCUGUGAUAGCUUUGGGGAUUUUUCUUGUUGAAUCUGAUCUUCAGCACAAAGAUAGUGUGGUGCCUUACCUUCUCCGGCUUCUGAGGGGUCUUCCUAAAGUACAGUGGAUAGAAGAAAGUACUGCACGGAAAGGAAGAGGCAUACUUCCAGUUGCAGAAAUCUUCAGCUUCUGCUUGGUGACUUUGUUGUCAGAUGUUGCCUAUCGGGAUGCCACUCUGAGGGAACAGAUUUUGGAGGCAGUUCUACAAGUGAUGCAGUUCCUGCUGGGAAUGUGUCAGUCCCCACAAGUUCAGGAUAAAGAAUAUUUAUGCAAAUAUGCAGUGCCAUGCCUGAUCGGAAUUUCACGAGCAUUUGGUCGCUAUAACAAUUCAGAAGAAGCUCUUCUCUCAAAGCUGUUCCCUAAAGUUCUUCCACAUUCACUGAGGGUCCCUGAAGAGCUGGAAGGAAUUCGCAGACGAUCUUUUAAUGACUUUAGAUCAAUUCUUCCCAGCUCUCUACUCGCUGUCUGUCAGGAAGGAACCUUAAAGAGAAAGGCCAGCAGUGUGUCCAGCAUCUCUCAGGUUAGUCCUGAACGUGGAAUUCCCCCUCCCAGCUCCCCAGGUGGAUCUGCUAUUCAUUACUUUGAAGGUUCAUACCUUCCUGAUGGGAGUGCAUUGGAUCCUGAUUAUUAUUUCUCUACAAUCAGCUCUAGCUUCUCUGUGUCUCCUCUUUUUAAUGGUAUUAACAACAAGGAGUUUAAUAUUCCACUGGAAAUGCUCCGUCAGCUGCUCCACAUGGUAAAACAGAUUGUUGGGGAUACACUUCUCAAAAGCCUAGAUGCAGUUGUAACUGAAGUUGCAGAGAUGAGUCCUAAUGCAGAUCUCUAUUAUAAAACAUUCAGUGACCCUCUUUACGUUGCCCAGUUUAAAAUGCUGAGAGACACACUGUAUUACAUGAAAGAUCUUCCAAACUCCUUUGUGAAGGAAAUCCAUGAUUUUGUGCUGGAACAGUUCAACAGCAGCCAGUCAGAACUUCAGAAAAUCCUCCAUGACGUGGAUCGAUUACACAAUGAACUAAGCCCCCUGAAACUGCGUUGCCAAGCUAAUGCUGCCUGUGUGGAUCUCAUGGUGUGGGCUGUGAAAGAUGAACAAGGUGCAGAAAACCUGUGCAUCAAGCUCUCAGAAAAGCUGCAGUCCAAGACCUCUAGCAAAGUCAUUAUUGCUCAUUUGCCACUGCUAAUUUGCUGCUUGCAGGGUCUAGGUCGUUUGUGUGAGAGGUUCCCUGUUGUGGUUCAUUCCGUCUGUCCCUCCUUGAGAGAUUUCCUUGUAAUACCUUCUCCAGUUCUGGUGAAACUAUACAAGUACCACAGCCAGUAUCACACAGUAGGUGGCAAUGACAUCAAAAUCAGUGUAACAAAUGAGCAUUCAGAGUCUACUCUCAACGUAAUGCAUGGCAAGAAAAGUCAGCCCUCCAUGUAUGAACAGCUUCGGGACAUUGCCAUAGACAACAUUUGCAGGUGCUUGAAAGCUGGUCUGACCAUAGACCCAGUGAUUGUUGAGGCCUUCCUAGCCAGUUUGUCUAACCGUCUGUAUAUCUCUCAGGAGAGUGACAAGGAAGCCCACUUGAUUCCUGACCACACGAUUCGUGCUCUGGGCCACAUUGCUGUGGCCCUUAGGGACACUCCAAAAGUGAUGGAGCCGAUCCUGCAGAUCCUACAACAGAAAUUCUGCCAGCCGCCGUCACCACUUGAUGUGCUCAUCAUUGACCAGCUGGGCUGCCUGGUUAUCACAGGAAAUCAAUAUAUUUACCAGGAGGUCUGGAAUCUCUUCCAGCAAAUCAGUGUUAAAGCAAGUUCAGUUGUUUACUCCGCUACUAAGGAUCACAAGGAUCAUGGAUACAGACACUGCUCCUUAGCUGUCAUAAAUGCCCUGGCUAACAUAGCUGCUAACAUUCAAGGAGAACACCUUGUGGAUGAAUUACUAAUGAAUUUGCUGGAACUGUUUGUUCAGCUUGGGCUAGAAGGAAAGAGAGCCAGUGAGAGAGCAAGUGAAAAAGGACCAGCACUGAAGGCUUCCAGUAGUGCAGGGAAUCUUGGAGUGCUCAUUCCUGUUAUUGCUGUGCUCACAAGACGCUUGCCACCUAUCAAGGAAGCCAAACCCAGGUUACAGAAGCUGUUUCGUGAUUUUUGGCUCUACUCGGUGCUCAUGGGAUUUGCUGUGGAGGGAUCAGGUCUUUGGCCAGAAGAGUGGUAUGAAGGGGUCUGUGAAAUAGCCACUAAGUCUCCGCUACUUACAUUUCCCAGCAAAGAACCUCUUCGUUCUGUCCUUCAGUACAACUCUGCCAUGAAAAAUGACACAGUGACGUCUGCUGAGCUGAAUGAAUUACGGAGCACCAUUAUAAAUCUCUUGGAUCCUCCUCCAGAAGUGUCGGCACAGAUCAAUAAACUGGACUUCGCUAUGUCUACCUACCUACUGUCUGUUUACCGUCUAGAGUACAUGAGGGUACUGCGUUCAGCAGACCAAGAUCGCUUCCAGGUGAUGUUUUGCUAUUUUGAGGAUAAAGCUAUUCAAAAAGACAAAUCUGGUAUGAUGCAGUGUGUAAUAGCUGUUGCAGAUAAGGUGUUUGAAGCUUUCCUGACAAUGAUGGCUGAUAAACCUAAAACUAAAGAGAAUGAAGAAGAGCUGGAGAGACAUGCGCAGUUCCUGCUGGUGAAUUUUAACCACAUUCACAAACGGAUCAGGAGAGUUGCAGACAAAUACUUAUCUGGUCUUGUAGAUAAGUUUCCUCACUUAUUGUGGAGUGGAACUGUGCUGAAGACUAUGUUAGAUAUUCUCCAGACACUGUCAUUGUCUCUUAGUGCAGACAUUCAUAAGGACCAACCAUACUAUGACAUUCCAGAUGCCCCAUAUAGAAUCACUGUCCCUGAUACAUAUGAAGCCAGAGAGAGUAUAGUUAAGGACUUUGCUGCACGCUGUGGGAUGAUUCUGCAAGAAGCAAUGAAAUGGGCUCCCUCUGUCACAAAAUCCCACCUGCAGGAAUACCUGAACAAGCAUCAGAACUGGGUAUCAGGCUUAUCCCAACACACAGGCUUGGCUAUGGCUACAGAAAGCAUUCUCCACUUUGCAGGCUACAACAGACACAACACCACAUUGGGAGCAACCCAACUAACUGAAAGACCGACUUGUGUAAAGAAAGAUUACUCCAACUUCAUGGCUUCUCUUAACUUGCGCAAUCGCUAUGCAGGAGAGGUGGCUGGAAUGAUUCAGUUCUCCAGUGCUACAGGUCGAACCUCCGACCUGAACAAACUGAUGAUUAAACAGCUCAAUGAUGCAUUAGAAGGAGGCCUGACCGAUUUCUACACCCAGGCCAUGUUUAAGAUGACUGCAUUGCUAAUAAGUAGCAAAGAGUGUGACCCUCAGCUCCUCCAUCACCUGUGCUGGGGCCCCCUGCGAAUGUUCACAGAACAAGGCAUGGAAACAGCCAUUGCUUGCUGGGAGUGGUUGCUUGCUGCUAAAAAUGGAAUAGAAGUACCGUUCAUGCGGGAAAUGACAGGAGCCUGGCAAAUGACAGUGGAGCAGAAAGUUGGUCUGUUCUCUGGUGAGCAGAAAGAAGCAGAUCCACUAGCUGCUUCAGAAGAAAGUCAGCCAAAGCCUUGCCCUCCAGAGGUCACUCCACAUUAUACCUGGAUUGAUUUUCUGGCACAGAGAUUUGAAAUAGCCAAGUACUGCAGCUCAGACCAGGUGGAGAUCUUCUCUAGCCUGCUGCAGCGGUCCCUGUCUCUCAACAUUGGAGGAGCCAAGGGCAGCCUGAACCGCCAUGUAGCAGCUAUUGGGCCCCGUUUCAAGCUGCUGACCUUGGGGUUGUCUCUGUUACAUGCUGAUGUUGUUCCAAAUGCAACCAUUCGCAAUGUCUUAAGAGAGAAGAUUUAUUCAACAGCCUUUGAUUAUUUCAGCUAUCCCACAAAGUUUCCCACCCAAGGGGAAAAAAGGCUUCGGGAGGACAUCAGCAUACUGAUCAAGUUUUGGACCGCCAUGUUCUCAGACAAGAAGUACUUAACAGCCAGCCAGCUUGUUCCUCCUGAUAAUCAGGACACAAGAAGUAACCUGGAUAUCACUGUUGGGUCUCGGCAGCAGGCCACACAGGGUUGGAUAAAUACUUAUCCACUGUCCAGUGGCAUGUCAACUAUCUCCAAAAAAUCAGGGAUGUCUAAGAAAACUAAUAGAGGCACACAGCUCCACAAGUACUACAUGAAACGAAGGACACUUCUGUUGUCAUUGCUGGCUACUGAGAUAGAGCGCUUGAUUACAUGGUACAACCCGCUGUCAUCUCCUGAGCUGGACUUGGAUCAAACUGGAGAGAGUAGCGUGGCAAACUGGAGGUCGAAAUAUGUCAGUCUGAGUGAAAAACAGUGGAAGGAUAAUGUGAAUUUGGCCUGGAGCAUUUCUCCUCAUCUUGCUGUGCAGCUGCCUACCAGAUUUAAGAACACUGAAGCAAUUGGCACAGAAGUGACUCGCCUGGUUCGGUUGGACCCAGGAGCUGUUAGUGAUGUUCCUGAAGCAAUAAAGUACCUGGUCACGUGGCACACAAUUGAUGCAGAUGCCCCUGAGUUGAGCCAUGUUCUGUGCUGGGCACCAACAGAUCCACCAACUGGCCUUUCAUAUUUUUCAAGCAUGUAUCCACCUCAUCCUUUGACUGCUCAGUAUGGUGUUAAAGUCCUACGGUCAUUCCCUCCGGAUGCCAUUUUAUUCUACAUUCCACAGAUUGUUCAAGCACUUAGAUAUGAUAAGAUGGGCUAUGUGAGGGAAUACAUCCUAUGGGCAGCCUCCAAAUCGCAGCUUUUAGCUCACCAGUUCAUCUGGAACAUGAAAACCAAUAUCUACAUGGAUGAAGAGGCACACCAGAAAGAUCCUGACAUUGGGGAACUGCUGGAGCAGCUAGUUGAAGAGAUAACUGGCUCAUUAUCUGGGCCAGCAAAGGAGUUCUACCAACGGGAAUUUGAUUUCUUCAAUAAAAUCACCAAUGUUUCCGCCAUCAUCAAGCCUUUCCCUAAAGGAGAUGAAAGAAAGAAGGCUUGUUUGAGUGCCCUGUCUGAGGUGAAAGUGCAGCCUGGCUGUUAUUUGCCCAGCAAUCCUGAAGCUAUUGUUCUGGAUAUUGAUUACAAGUCGGGAACUCCUAUGCAAAGUGCUGCAAAAGCUCCAUACCUGGCCAAGUUUAAGGUGAAACGGUGUGGAGUCAGUGAACUUGAAAAAGAAGGUCUGCGUUGUCGCUCUGACUCCAUAGACGAAAGUACAGAAGAAGGGGUAGACAGUAAGAAAAUCUGUUGGCAAGCAGCCAUCUUUAAAGUUGGUGAUGACUGUAGACAGGACAUGUUGGCUUUACAGAUCAUUGAUCUUUUCAAGAACAUAUUUCAGCUGGUAGGCUUGGACCUGUUUGUGUUCCCCUACCGAGUGGUGGCCACAGCCCCAGGGUGUGGUGUUAUUGAAUGCAUUCCUGAGUGCACAUCCCGUGACCAACUGGGCAGGCAGACAGACUUUGGGAUGUAUGAUUACUUUACAAGGCAGUAUGGAGAUGAGUCAACGCUUGCAUUCCAGAAGGCUCGCUAUAACUUCAUCCGCAGCAUGGCUGCCUAUAGCCUUCUGCUGUUUCUGCUCCAGAUUAAAGACAGGCACAAUGGCAAUAUCAUGCUGGACAAAAAGGGGCAUAUCAUUCACAUUGAUUUUGGUUUCAUGUUUGAAAGCUCUCCUGGUGGAAAUCUGGGCUGGGAGCCAGACAUCAAACUGACAGAUGAGAUGGUGAUGAUCAUGGGAGGGAAAAUGGAGGCCACCCCAUUCAAGUGGUUCAUGGAGAUGUGUGUCAGGGGGUACCUGGCAGUCAGACCCUAUAUGGACGCUGUAGUUUCUCUGGUUACGUUGAUGUUGGAUACAGGGCUGCCCUGUUUCCGAGGGCAAACAAUCAAACUGUUAAAGCAUAGAUUCAGCCCCAAUAUGACUGAGCGGGAGGCAGCCAACUUCAUCAUUAAGAUCAUUCAGAACUGCUUCCUCAGCAACAGGAGUAGGACCUAUGACAUGAUCCAGUACUACCAGAAUGACAUCCCAUACUGAGGAUGAUCCUGGGGAAAUAAAUACCUGUAACCCAGAACCGCAUCUCCAGACUAGUAAUAGGAACUGUUCAGUCACCUCACUAUCUCCAGUCUGCGUGUGUGUGUGUAUGUGUGUGCGUGAGUACAAACUUACCGGACAAUGCAACAAUCAAUGAAUCCGAUUUGUUCCUUUUUACUGGGAUGUAUAUUUUUCCGUGGUUUCCUAGGAGUUGGUUUUCUAGGAGUUGGCUGCAAUCAUCACUGAAAAUCCCACUGUGGUUAUGAAUGUGUAAGUCAGCUAAGCUGAAGCUGGGAAGAGUGGCGGUGUUCACACAACACAAGGAUUUUAUAGCAAGUUCAGUAAAAAAAAACUUCUAAUGUAUGAUCCAGGUGAAUCUCAUGGAAGUGAGUGGUUUGGAGUUCUCCCUUGGAGCAGUGAAGACUUGUUGAAUUGAUCUAAUUUAUACUGUAGAAAAAAUAAUGAUAAUCGUCCAAGGUGGUGAUGGGUAAUUGCAUCCAUGUUAAUAGUUUGCACUGUAUAUGGUCCCUGCUCCAUGGUCAGUAUUUCAUACGUACAUGAAGAAUGUAUUUUUUCUUUUGUGUGUUUUAAAAAAGACUCUACUGAAGAUAUAUUUAAUCUAUAAAAUGUAAUAAAAAGACU
Alligator sinensis (Chinese alligator) is the source of this 6790-nucleotide messenger RNA. RefSeq names its product phosphatidylinositol 4-kinase alpha (gene PI4KA). The transcript is spliced from 54 exons. NCBI's taxonomy places the organism in Eukaryota, Metazoa, Chordata, Crocodylia, Alligatoridae. Gene Ontology annotation, cellular component: plasma membrane; cytoplasm. Gene Ontology annotation, molecular function: 1-phosphatidylinositol 4-kinase activity. Gene Ontology annotation, biological process: phosphatidylinositol phosphate biosynthetic process; phosphatidylinositol-mediated signaling. The record is from RefSeq and is a predicted model, not a curated record. The coding region runs from base 17 to 6151 and encodes 2044 amino acids.